Messenger RNA from Diplodia corticola, 1653 nucleotides. RefSeq names its product glycoside hydrolase subgroup catalytic core. The record is from RefSeq and is a predicted model, not a curated record. NCBI's taxonomy places the organism in Eukaryota, Fungi, Ascomycota, Dothideomycetes, Botryosphaeriales, Botryosphaeriaceae. Bases 1 to 1653 code for a protein of 550 amino acids. The transcript has a single exon.
AUGGCGGUCCUGUUGAUGUUCCACGAUAGCAAUGCUAGCUUUGAGCCGGGCGGCUGGCUUGGGGAGCCCCCGCGCUCGGCCGAGCCGCUGCUGAACGUGCAGGUCUACCCCCGCAUGAACCUAUACACCGAGGACGACCAAUUCGCCUCGUUUAUAGUCGAUGCGGCUCUCUCCCAUACAAACGGAGAAGCGAUCUACCCUAGCACCUUCGACAAAUCCACCAACGCCACCACGCCCUUCUCCCACCUGUACAUUGACAUUUCCGUCUCCGACAAUGGAUUGGCUCUGGUCUCGAACAGCAAUGUGUCGAUCAACUCUACCGGCAACGAAUUCAGCUUUUCGCUGGGUAAGCUCAAGGCGCAAUACGACCCGUACAACAUCACCCUCGUUAGCGCCUCUCGCGACGGCAAUCAGUCGUACCUGGCAACUACGCAGCUGUACAAGCUGCCCGCCCGGACCGAUGGCGGCAGCGUAGCAAAGCUGGACAAACUGUACGGCGGCAUCUACACCCAGGACUACCUGACCAACAGCACCGCCUGGACUGCCAUCAUGCCGUAUUCUUUCUACGUCUCCUGGGACGGCUGGCUCGAAAACUCGCUUGUGAACAAUACGCAUACUUUCAAAAACUAUGGCUACAACAUCAUCCACGUCGUGCCCAAUGCCGGCCUGGCCAACCAGGCCUUCAAUUUCACCGAGUUCGACGCGUUCCUCGACAUCUGCGACGAGCUGCAGCUAUGGGUCAUGUACGACAUGCGGUGGACGUACAAGAACCUGACCUCAGUAACGGAACAAGUCAACCGGGUCAAGAGCCGCAAGAGCCUGCUGCUCUGGUACACAGGCGACGAGCCGGACGGGGCGUCGGACACGCUCAACGCAACCAAAGACACAUACGACACGAUCAAGCAGCUAGACCCAUACCACCCGGUGUCGCUGUGCCUCAACUGCUACAACUUCCACUACGCCAACUACUCCGCCGGCGCCGACAUCAUCCUCUCGGACGUGUACCCCAUCGCCGUCAACACGUCCUUCUCGACGCAGUACGGCACCGCGUGCAACACGACCUACGGCUGCUGCGGCUGCGACGACUGCGCCGGCGACUUCGAGGACGUCUCGGACCGCCUCGACGUCUUCCGCCAGUACCAGUCCUGGCUGGGGCAGGAGCCCAAGGCCUUUUGGGGCGUGCCGCAGGCCUUUGGCAACGAGACGUUUUGGUCGCGGUAUCCGACGGCUGACGAGGAGGCCGUCAUGGCUGCGCUGUCGGUCAACCACGGCGCCAAGGGCAUCGUUGGCUGGGCCUGGCCCACGCAGCCGCACCUUGCCGAUGUGACGUCGGGCUUGGCUAGGGUGCUGGCCGCGGGCGACGUGGCUGAGUGUUUGCUUGGCGCGAAGACGACGGCCCUUGGGGUGGAGGGAAGGGACCGCGUCGAUGCCGCUGCGUGGGUGCUGCCCGGUGCGGAUAAGAUGCUGGUGUCGAUUGUCAGUCUGGAGUAUGUUGAGACGUCGGAGAAUGUCACGGUCAAGCUGCCGGCCUUGGCAAGUGGGGUUAAGAGUGUGGAGUGGGGUCCAGGCGAAUGGACGGUGAGCGGGAGCACACUGUGGAAGAAGGGGAUGACGGGGCUAGAGGUGGAUCUGUUAGUUCUCGAUCUAGAGUAG